UACAGGUAUUCUGAAGUUGUCAACGUAGUUGAAUUAAAAUUUGCUAUUGGAGAGUCAUCUUUUCAGGUUUAGUUCACACACUUCCUGUAUUUUCUGUUUACAAAAUAAACCAUCAUUUUGUUCCCUUACUUGUUUCGGUCUGACCGAUGAUACUUUCAGGAAUGGAUCCUUAAACUGGUUUGUAUUUACGAACCCUGUCCGUGCUUAGGUGUGCCCUAAUCUAAUAGGCCUGUUUCAGCUGCUACUGAUGACAAAGCAAUGAAAGGCUGUCCUCUUAAGCCAAUUUUGGCAUCUUUCCUGGAAUGGAGGUUCUCGCUUCUGAGUGGUCGGUGCCAAAAAUAGAGAUGUUAGUGGAUGAGCGAGGGAACACUUGUAUCUCCUUUCAGAGGCAUUGCAACACUGUUUACACUUCCGUCCCAAGCUUUACCUAUUUACCUAGUUUGAGAAUGUCUUGUCUCUUAUCAGGGAUUAGCGUCACUACUACUGUCUUGUGGAUUUGGAUAUUUUACUGGCUGUAAUCAGGGGUGCUUCCCUCAUGUACCUACGUUUGGAAGUAGGCAGAAGGUGGCAGCCAUGAAAGCCUGGACCCAGGAUAUGUGCAGCGGGUCACAGACCCAAUCUGAGGCAUCCCUGAACCUGAAAGCCCCAUCUGGGACAGAGGUCAAGAUGCAGAUGAAAAAGGAGAUUUCCCUGGUGAACGGUGUUUGCCUCAUUGUGGGCAACAUGAUUGGCUCGGGCAUUUUUGUGUCCCCCAAAGGGGUGCUGAUGUUCAGUACCUCUUACGGCCUGUCAUUGCUCAUAUGGGCUCUAGGGGGCAUUUUCUCCAUGUUCGGGGCACUUUGCUAUGCUGAGCUGGGCACGACCAUCAUCAAGUCAGGUGCAAGUUACGCCUACAUCCUGGAGUCUUUUGGCGGAUUUUUGGCCUUUAUCCGUCUGUGGACAUCCAUCCUUCUUAUCGAACCGGCCAGCCAGGCUGUCAUUGCCCUCACCUUUGCCAAUUACCUGGUUGAAGGUCUCUACCCCACCUGCCAGCCUCCCUACGAUGCUGUAAGGCUCAUCGCUGCUGCCUGCAUCUGCAUGCUGGUCUUCAUUAACUGUGCCUGCGUGAAGUGGGGCACCAGGGUUCAGGACCUCUUCACCUACACCAAGCUCGUCUCCCUUUUUGUCAUAAUUGCUAUGGGCAUCCUGAAGAUAGUGCAAGGUGAGACGCAGAAUUUCAGCAAGCCAUUCGAAGGUGCUUCCACAGAUCCUGGAAGCAUCGCUCUGGCCCUGUAUUCCGCCCUCUUCUCGUACUCCGGUUGGGACACCCUCAAUUUUGUCACAGAAGAAAUUCAGAACCCAGAGAGGAACCUGCCUCUGGCCAUUGCCAUAUCCAUGCCCAUAGUCACCAUCAUCUAUCUGCUGACCAACGUGGCGUACUAUGUAGCGCUUGAUAUGUCUUCCUUGCUGGCCAGUGAUGCAGUUGCAGUGACUUUUGGGAACGAGGUGCUUGGACCGUUGAAGUGGACCAUUCCCAUCUCUGUGGCGAUGUCCUGCUAUGGGGGGCUGAAUGCCUCCGUCAUUGCAGCCUCCAGGCUUUUCUUCGUGGGUGCCAGAGAAGGCCAUCUGCCUCGCAGCCUCAGCCUUAUCCAUGCCGAGCGCUUUACCCCCGUGCCGGCCCUCAUUUUCAAUGGAAUAAUGGGGCUGAUCUUCCUCUGUGUGGAAGACGUCUUCCAGCUUAUUAACUACUUCAGCUUCAGUUACUGGCUGUUUGUAGGCCUGUCCGUGGCUGGACAGAUCUACCUGCGCAUCACACAGCCCGACAGACACAGGCCUGUCAAGCUGACUUUGCUGUUUCCCUGCAUCUACUGCCUGUGCAGUUUGUUUCUCAUCAUUGUCCCUCUGUACUGGGACACCAUCAAUUCCCUCAUUGGUGUGGCCAUCGCCCUGUCUGGAGUUCCCGUUUACUAUUUUGGGAUUUACCUCCCUGAAGACAGGCGGCCCAGCUUCCUCAAUCAACUGAAUGAUGCCUUCACUCGAUACUGCCAGAUUCUGGGCUACUGCUGUCUGACAGAGUUGGACACGGAGCCUGAGAUGAUGUACGACAGCAAGGCCAAAUGACAUUAACGCCCCCCUUCAGAGACAGCUUUGGCACUGCCUUCCUAAUAUGACAGGUUCUCACAAGGUGCCUCAGUGCCAGAACGGGAGAAAAUGAAAGUGUGUUAGAGUGACUUUUGGUUCCAUGAAUUUUGAGUAGCAGUUGCGUAAGUUCUUUGUUUUACUGAUGGACACUAGAGGACAUUCGGUUCUUGUGGUUUAAAUUCCAUACCUCAUUUCUUACCAAUGAAAGGAGGAGAUGAAUGAACACUCCAUUUUGUCCAAAUUGUAUUCAAAGAUAUAUGCUAUGUGACCUUUAGAGGGCAGCAGAGGCAGGCUAACUGCUGCAAAUAUGCAGUGAUUACUUGUGUUAUUACAUUACCAUACAUAUAUUUAGAACACAGCUUUAUCCAACGCAAUGAAAACAGGGUCAGCCAGUCCGUGGAGUAAUUAGGGUAAAGGGCCUUGCUGGAGAUUCCAAUGGUGACAUCAUUCUGCCAGGGGAUUUUCCAGUCACGGGCUAGUCUUAACUCACAGGGCCAAACACCGCCCCCACAUGCUGCUGUAUUUUAUAAAGGACUAUCAACAAGUAUGUAAUAUAAGCAUAAUUCCUGGUGCAAAAUGAAUAUGAAAGACCACAUGAUUCCAGAUGGUGCGCGUUUUUUGCUCACUUUAACAGAUGCAUUGUGUUUGCUUGCCAAAGCAGUGAAUCGAUAUGCAUUUGAGAUGGUGAAACAGACUAGUGGUGAACAAACCUUUGCACACUGAAUUAGAAACACAUCUUUAUAUGACAGUAUUACUCAAAAUGACUUGUGAGUGUAUGAAUGUAAUAGCAUUUCUGUGUUUUUGAUGUAUGUGAUUAUGAAGUUAAAUAUAAUGAGUUUGCAGGUACAUAAUGACGCAUGCAAAGAUACUCAAUUUUUUUAUGCAGAGGAUGCAUAUUACAUUUAGUAGCAGCAUUAUAAUUUUAAGCGCAUAAAGGACAAAAUCACGCGGACAUGGCAAUAGUCACUGGUGUGGAAUAUUUGAAAUCACUGCAAUCACUACAUGAAACAACGAAGAUGGUGAAAGAAAACAAAAAUUCUGGCUUUCCAAUAAAACUAUAUUCCAAUCUGCACUGGACACAUCAACCUUAAAGAAAGAAAUGUUUACUUGGGGGGGCGGCAUGGGACCCCUCUGCGGCACACCUCUGAGACCCGGGUUCGAGUCUCCGCCUGGGUCACAUGGGUGUGGAGUUUGCAUGUUCUCCCCAUGUCGUCGUGGGGUUUCCUCCGGGUACUCCGGUUUCCCCCCAAUGUCCAAAAACAUGCUGAGGCUAUUUGGAGUUGCUAAAUUACCUGUAGGUGUGCAUGUGAGAGUGAAUGGUGUGUGAGUGUGCCCUGUGAUGGGCUGGCCCCCCAUCCUGGGUUGUUCCCUGCCUCGUGCCCAUUGCUUCCGGGAUAGGCUCUGGACCCCCCGCGACCCAGUAGGAUAAGCGGUUUGUAAAAUGGAUGGAUGGAUGUUUACUUGGGUCAGGAUCCAUGUUUGAAGUGGGUCGGUAGUAUCAACACCUUUGUUUUUCUGUUCAGAGAACCAGUACCUCUCAAUAUGUGGUGGUACUGAAUAACAAGGGGAGUAUUGGCACCUGGAAGUGAAUAACAAGGGGAGUAUUGACACCUCGUACUGAAUAACAAGGGGAGUACCAGCACCUGGUACUAAAUAACAAGGGGAGUACCAGCACCUGGUACUAAAUAACAAGGGGAGUACCAGCACCUGGUACUAAAUAACAAGGGGAGUACCAGCACCUGGUACUAAAUAACAAGGGGAGUACCAGCACCUGGUACUGAAUAACAAGGGGAGUACCAGCACCUGGUACUGAAUAACAAGGGGAGUACCAGCACCUGGUACUGAAUAACAAGGGGAGUACCAGCACCUGAUACUGAAUAACAAGGGGAGUACCGACACCUCGUACUGAAUAACAAGGGGAGUAUUGGCACCUGGAAGUGAAUAACAAGGGGAGUAUUGGCACCUGGAAGUGAAUAACAAGGGGAGUACCAGCACCUGGUACUGAAUAACAAGGGGAGUACCAGCACCUGGUACUGAAUAACAAGGGGAGUACCGACACCUUGCACUGAAUAACAAGGGGAGUACCGACACCUCGCACUGAAUAACAAGGGGAGUACCGACACCUCGCACUGAAUAACAAGGGGAGUACAGACACCUCGCACUGAAUAACAAGGGGAGUACCGGCACCCUGUACUGAAUAAUAAGGGGAGUAUUGGCACCUGGAAGUGAAUAACAAGGGGAGUACCAGCACCUGGAAGUGAAUAACAAGGGGAGUACCAGUACCUGGGAUUGAAUAACAAGGGGAGUACCAGCACCUAGUAAUUAAUAACAAGGGGAGUACCGGCACCUGGUACUGAAUGAUGACCAGCACCUAUUUUUCCCCAUAUCAAGCACUGGUCAGGAUCCCUGUGUUGUAAAGCUUUAGAAGAGAGGUAUAGUUUAGUACCAGGUUUAGUAGGUAUGUUUGAACAUGGCAAUCUGCAAACUGUGUUGCAUUCUGGUUCUCCAGAACCGGAAUUAGAGAAGCCUGCAUUAGAAGCUUUAAACGGACACCAUUCACACCUAUGGAAAAUUCUGUUGCUUCGAUUCACCCUCGCAUUGUAUCGUAUUGUAAUAAAACUUACAAAAUACAAUAAUUAGCAGUGAACAUUUAACUUAGUUAACAUCUGCUUUGAUGUGAAUGAUAACGUAAAAUAGUUUGUCGGUUUAAUAAAAUUCCUGGAAGGCAAAUCGCA
Molecule: messenger RNA, 4856 nt
Organism: Brienomyrus brachyistius
Lineage: Eukaryota; Metazoa; Chordata; Actinopteri; Osteoglossiformes; Mormyridae
Product: Y+L amino acid transporter 2-like
Exons: 10
Coding region: 574-2100 (508 amino acids)
Biological process (GO): amino acid transmembrane transport
Cellular component (GO): membrane
Molecular function (GO): L-amino acid transmembrane transporter activity
Source: RefSeq, a predicted model, not a curated record